UUCAAAGAUUCGCAGCGUUAAAUUUUGUUAAAAAAAAAAAAAAAAACAAAUUCCUCACGCGCCCAUUCUGCCGAAAUCCGUUUUUCGUCCCACCACACCAUCACAUUAAUCCUCCCCAAUCUCUUUGUCUCUCUGAUCUAAAAUCACUCUGAAUUCUCCUCUCUUCUCUCCCAAACAAACAAUUCCCGAGAAGAAGCUCCGCGGCCAUAUCCGGCGCCAGCCACCGCCUCUGCAUGAACGCCACCUCAUUCCCGUCAAAGGCUUGACGUCCUCGGAUUCUCUUCUCCCCCAUCUCCACCUCUUUCUCUGCUCUGCUCUGCUGCUGCUUUCUCUGUCUUCCAAUGGCGGUGCUCGACACCCCCGACGAUACUCACAUAAACCCCGCCGCCACCGCCUCACCGGAUCUCAACGGCCUUCGACACCGGCCGGCUGCCGGCGCAUCCGACGAGCCUACUCCUUCGUCCGCCGGGGACGCGGUGCCGACCGAUGAAUCCGGCUCGGAGAAGAAGGUUGCGAAUCGGGACGGUCAAGCUGCUAGAUCGGAUGUCAAAUUCACGUACCGUCCUUCCAGGCCCGCUCACGUUGGGGUUAAGGAGAGUCCCCUGAGUUCCGGCGCCAUUUUUAAGCAGAGCCAUGCAGGCCUGUUCAACCUCUGUAUUGUAGUGCUGGUGGCAGUCAACAGCAGGCUUAUUAUCGAGAAUCUCAUGAAGUAUGGUUGGCUGAUCAGGACUGGAUUCUGGUUUAGUUCGAAAUCAUUGAGAGAUUGGCCCCUUUUCAUGUGCUGUUUGUCACUUCCUUUGUUCGCUUUUGCUGCUUAUCUCGUUGAAAAAUUUGCGUACCGCAAAUAUCUGUCUGAGCCAAUAGUUGUUUCCCUUCAUAUACUCAUCUCUGUGGCAGCGGUUGUGUACCCUGUUUCAGUGAUUCUCAGCUGUGACUCUGCAUUUUUAUCCGGUGUGACAUUGAUGCUUUUUGCUUGCAUUAUAUGGUUGAAAUUGGUCUCAUAUGCUCAUACGAACUACGAUAUGAGGGCAGUCGCCAAGUCAGUUGAAAAGGGAGAAGCACCUUCUGCUGCUCUCAACGUGGAUUAUUCUUAUGAUGUUAACUUCAACAGCUUGGUUUAUUUCAUGAUUGCCCCGACAUUAUGUUAUCAGCCAAGUUAUCCUCGCACACCAUCUAUCCGAAAGGGUUGGGUGGUUCGUCAGUUCAUCAAGUUAGUGAUAUUUACUGGUUUAAUGGGAUUUAUAAUUGAACAGUACAUCAAUCCUAUUAUCCAGAACUCAGAGCAUCCUUUCAAAGGGAAUCUCUUGUAUGGAAUUGAGAGGGUUUUGAAGCUUUCAGUCCCGAAUUUGUAUGUGUGGCUGUGCAUGUUCUACUGCUUCUUUCAUCUGUGGUUGAAUAUACUUGCAGAGCUCCUGCGUUUCGGUGACCGAGAAUUCUAUAAAGAUUGGUGGAACGCGAAAACUGUUGAAGAGUACUGGAGAAUGUGGAAUAUGCCAGUUCACAAGUGGAUGGUUCGCCAUAUCUAUUUUCCAUGUCUGCGCCACAAAGUUCCCAAAGGAGUAGCAAUAUUUAUUGCGUUCUUUGUUUCCGCUGCAUUUCAUGAGCUGUGCAUUGCUGUUCCUUGCCACAUCUUCAAGUUCUGGGCGUUUCUUGGAAUUAUGUUCCAGGUAAGAUUGAGCCAUGUCACGACUAAAUUCACUUCUGUGCUGAUUUAUCCCACUUGUCUGGCUUACAAAUGUUCUUCAGGAGAAGUUCAAGAGCUCGAUGGUGGGGAACAUGAUAUUCUGGUCAAUGUUCUGCAUAUUCGGUCAACCGAUGUGUGUGCUUCUCUACUAUCACGACCUGAUGAACAGGAACGGGAAAGAUGGAAUCUGAAAGGGAAACACUACUUCGAGCAGAGACUUAUUUUUGGCAAUCUCCACGGAGUUCCACUUCAUCAACUGUUGUUUCACAUGAGGGAAUUAUAUAGACUCUGCAGCGGCGAAGAUGAGGUCAUCAGAGAAGUGAAAUCGUCGUGCAUCAGGGCACUCUUAUCAAACACUACUUAUCUACCAUGGCCAUGGGGGUGUACCCUUUCAGAUAGUGGGAGCGUAGAGGCAAUUUCGAAACCUGGCAGAGAGCAGGCACAUAUAGCUAACAAAGUGCCUGCUGUCACGAGAAGGAUGAAGUGCUGGAGAGAUGUGGAUUAGUGGUUUAGCUGGUUGGGGAAUUUGUAAAUCGAAGGCUAUCUAAAUGUGUGUUAAUGCACUGGACCUCCCACAUAAUGUUUCUGCAAUGUUGUGAUCCCUUAGCUAAAUAUAAAGAACAGAACCAAUGGAAGUAUGGAAAGCAAAGCACUUAGAGAUG
Linum tenue is the source of this 2346-nucleotide messenger RNA. NCBI's taxonomy places the organism in Eukaryota, Viridiplantae, Streptophyta, Magnoliopsida, Malpighiales, Linaceae. The record is from the annotation of a GenBank genome assembly.